CUCAACCCCACUCCUCGGCCAGAGCGUCCAGUGUACGCUCUGAAUUGACAUCCUGACAACGCUUUGAAUGUACGAACGGCCAGAGCGCACUCUGGAAAUGCAGAUACAUUUUUACGAAAACACACUACUUAAAAAAAAGUGGUUACUUCCGGUUCCGGUUUAGACGCCUGGGAAGCUAGCUAGCUACUUCGAUACAUGUUUCAGUAAGAUACUUAACGAAUUAACGUAUAUGCCGACAUUUUAUGUUUGUAUGUAUUCACAAAUUAUCUUUAAAAAAAAUGCUGACGUGAGAGGAAGGUAGCUAGUUGACGUUAGCUUUGCUAGCUCAGCCACUGUCCGUUUCAAGUAAAUGUAAACAGCAACGUUAUGCUUUUAAUAAUUUCGAUGACCUUUCCCAAUAGCCUAAUAUUGAAUCCAUAUUCCCUAGAUUGCUUCUUUGACCCAUCAUCUCUUCACUGGCAACUUUCUCAACAGAGAUUAGAUACGUUUACGUUCCAGCAUGUCUCACAACUACUCCUACAGACGACCACCACCAGCUAAAGGUCUAAGACCCAGCUCUUUCGACUCUCCAGAUCACCUGCACCCUGGAGACCACAUUCACAAUGUUUACAGAUCGUGCCAGGAGUCACCAUCUCAUUCCACAAUACCAUCCUACCCAUACUCCUCAUCCAGAGCCUCCGCUGCCACCGAGUCCCCUUACUCCUCCUCACUAAGCCGGUCAGACCAAACUCUCCUGAGCAGCUGUGGGCUCAAGCCCAAAGACUUAUCUCUACUAGCCGAGAUGCCUGAGGAUCUCAUCACCGUGGAGAACCUACCACAUCUGGUCCUGGAGAUCAAGAAGAAGAGGGCGACACAUCAGUCACCAUAUCCAGCUAUGAUCUCUUACCCUCCUGCUGCCACAUCUCGUCCCCCCUCUGUCCAAGUUGUGGACUACCACUAUGGUAAAGAAACUCUCAGAAGUUACCAAACUCCUAGGUCCACUUACAACAUGGCCCAAGGAGGAAGCAGCAACACCUGGAAACCCCCAACUCGUCCCAACCAGCAGUAGAUUACAGGUACCCACCAACUACAGACUACAGACCACGCCCAGACCAAGAUGUCCCAGUUGUCACAAUCAAGAUGGCCACCUCUGGCAACACUCCCACCAAGAAGUCUGCUCUUGACUUCCAUGGAGAAAUCCCCCAAAAGUUUCCUCAUACUUGCUCUCUCUGUGAUAUUACCGUGCUCUCUGAAAAGUUCUGGUUCACACACGCCAAUGGAACUCAACAUGCAGACGGACAGCUCACAUUUCUUAAAAUGUAUCCUGAUUGGGAUUGCCGGAUGCAGACCACCAGAAAUGGUGAUGACCGCACAAAGAGACCGAACGUUGAAGAGAAGACUGCUGGACCUUCCCAUAGGUUGAUUAACUACUUGGGUGGACUCCAAUCAAGUUGUAGAAACAGGAUGAUCAAUGGAAACAGGAUGCACCUGAGCUCCAUUUCGAGUCUCAAGGCAAAGGGUAAACCGUCAAGUAGCGGCUCUAGAGAAAGCAUAGACUCUAAGACAAAGGGGAGUGGCAAAGUGGUUUGUGCCCAAUUUACCGCCCGGUGUCUCAACGAAGAUGGUUUGAAGGACCUGAUUAAUCCGUUUGGGGAAGUUGUGAAAAUCAUCAUGUUCCCUGCUUUGGCGUUUGUGGAGUUGGGCUCAACUGACCAGGCCGCCGAUAUUGUGAGAUACUACCUCAGUAACCCAGUGAUGGUGAAAGGAGGACAAGUCACCUUCUCUGUCUCGUCAACAUUUAAUUUCCUGCAGAGUUCCCGGGUGUUGAGUUUUUCCCCGGUGCCUCCUGGUAAAGAGUCAUCCGCGUGGAAGAGACAGUUACUGGCCGCAGCUAAAAGAUUUGGACCUGUGGAGCACUCUCUAUUCUUACCUACGCAGGCAUUUGUGGAAAUGACAAAUCCACUGGAUGCACAGAAGCUGGUUGGACACCAUACGUCCAAACCCCUGAAAAUAGAUGAGAUUCAUAUUAAAGUGGCCUUCUCGUCAGAGUAUAAUACACUUCCGACCAUAUCUGACAGGAAGUCUUCAGUCAGGAAGUCUUCAGUCAGGAAGUCUUCAGACAGGAAGUCUUCAGACAGGAGCAGGAAGUCUGAAGAUAGAUCUAAGAGAAAGAGAAGCCCAAGCCCCAGAAGGCGGAACCUCAGCCCCAGGAGAGAUUCCCCAACCACCUCAAAGAGGAGGAGGAGUAGAGAGAGGUAUAGCGACCGUCACAAAGAACGAGUGAAAUCAAACAGUGGUGGUAAAGGCAGUCCAAGGUCCCCCAGCAAACAGAUCUCCAGCCGGAACUCCAGAAGCCCUCGCAGGCCAAGGUCCCCCAGCAAACAGAUCUCCGGCCGGAACUCCAGAAGCCCUCGCUCACAUACUAAAGAGAGGGUCUCCAGUGAGAAGAAGACCCCAGGUUCUUGUAAAACAGACCCCAAGAAGAACAAGGUAUCUCCCACUUCCACUCGCUCACAACCUCCCACCAAGGAAAAGACCCCAUCCCUGUCCUCCAAUGUGAUGGCGAAGUCUGAAGAGGCUGUCGUCACGACUGACCAGAGCAAGAAAAAAACUGAGACUCAGGAGGAUGGAGCCACGGAGGCCUGUGAUAUGGACAGUGACAUCGAGGGGAUGGCCGUGUAUGGGGAGGAUGGGGAGGAGAACUCUGACAUGGGAGAGGAGGAAGAGGAAGAGGGGCAAGUAGGGGAGAAAGAGGGAGAGGUAGGGGAGGCAGAGGGAGUGGGGGGAGAGGAAGAGGAAGUAGUGGAGGUAGAGAAGGAAGAGGUAGAGAAGGAAGAGGUAGAGGAGGAAGAGGUAGAAGAGGAAGAGAGUGAGGAGGAGGGAGAGGUAGGGGAGAAAGAGGUAGAGGAGGAAGAGGUAGAAGAGGUAGGGGAGGCAGAGGGAGUGGGGGAGAGGAAGAAGUAGUGGAGGUAGAGGAGG
Messenger RNA from Oncorhynchus nerka (sockeye salmon), 2958 nucleotides. Its product is annotated as cilia- and flagella-associated protein 251-like. The transcript has 11 exons. Gene Ontology annotation, cellular component: nucleus. Gene Ontology annotation, molecular function: RNA binding. Lineage: Eukaryota; Metazoa; Chordata; Actinopteri; Salmoniformes; Salmonidae. Bases 1120 to 2943 code for a protein of 607 amino acids. The record is from RefSeq and is a predicted model, not a curated record.